GCCGCACAUAGGGAAUCAAUGGGAGACUGUAAACUAUUUGAAGCUAGCUACAGGGGGGACCUGGAGGCUGUUAAGUGCAUCCUGGCAGCCGGUUUGGCUGAUGUCAACUGUAGAGACAGGGACGGGAGGACACCAAUGAUGUGGGCAGCACGACAUGGACAUAGAGGAGUUGUAGAGUUCCUUGUGAGUGAAGGAGCUGAUGUGACACUGGUCGACGGUGUCAGUAACAACAUCCUUCACUUAGCCUGUGUGGUUGGAGACGUGAAGGCGGUGAAGUUCAUUCUCUCAAGGAACAUGUUGAUCAUCAACAGCAGAGGAGAGCAGAACAGGACACCAGUGAUGGUGGCAGCACUGUGUGGACAUGGAGAAGUGGUAAAGUCCCUUGUGAGUGAAGGAGCUAAUGUGUCUCUGGUGGACAGUAUCGGUAACAACAUCCUUCACUUGGCCUGUGCGGGAGGACACGCGAGGACGGUGAAGUUUAUCCUCUCGACAGACAUGACGGACAUCGACAGUAAGGGAGAGCAGAGCCUGACAUCGGUGAUGGUGGCUGCACUGUUCGGACACAGAGACGUUGUGGAGCUCCUUGUCAAUGAGGGAGCUGAUGUGUCUCUGGUGGAUGAUGGCGGUGACAACAUCCUUCACUUGGCCUGUGUGGGGGGAGACUUGAACACAGUGAAGUUCAUCCUCUCACGGAACAUGGUGGACAUCAACAGUAGAGGAUCUCUAGUGACUCCAGUGAUGCUGGCAGCACAAAAGGGUCACACAGAGAUAGUGAAGUUUCUUGUGAGUGAAGUAACUGAUCUAUCACUAGUGGAUGAUGAUGGUGACAGCAUCCUUCACUGGGCAUGUGUGGGAGGAGACGUUAAUAUGGUGAAGUUCAUCCUCUCACGGAACAUGGUGGACAUCAACAGUAGAGGAUCUCCAGUGACUCCAGUGAUGCUGGCAGCACAAAAGGGACACACAGAGAUAGUGAAGUUUCUUGUGAGUGAAGUAACUGAUCUAUCACUAGUGGAUGAUGAUGGUGACAGCAUCCUUCACUGGGCAUGUGCGGGAGGAGACGUUAAUAUGGUGAAGUUCAUCCUCUCACGGAACAUGGUGGACAUCAACAGUAGAGGAUGGUGGGGGACACCAGUGAUGCUGGCAGCACAGAAUGGACAUGGACAGAUGGUGAAGUUCCUUGUGAGGAAUGGAGCUGAGAUGUCACAUGUUACCAAACGUGGUAACACCAUCCUUAACUUUGCUUGUGUGGGAGGAGAUGAGGAGACAAUGGAAUUUGUCUACUCACAGGGCAAGGCAGACACUGAUGCCAGGAACAAGAAGGAGCAGACAGCUGAAUAA
Messenger RNA from Haliotis rufescens (red abalone), 1338 nucleotides. Its product is annotated as ankyrin repeat domain-containing protein 17-like. The transcript has a single exon. The coding region runs from base 19 to 1338 and encodes 439 amino acids. Gene Ontology annotation, molecular function: protein binding. The record is from RefSeq and is a predicted model, not a curated record. Lineage: Eukaryota; Metazoa; Mollusca; Gastropoda; Lepetellida; Haliotidae.